AGCGUGGAUUGGUCACUCUCUGCACGUUCCUCUGCCCCCUCUUUCCCGCAAAUCAAUUAUAACAAUAUAAUCUCUUCUUCUUCAUUCCCCCCCUUCUCUCUCUCUCUCUCUCUCUUCUCAUCUCUUUCUCUCUAAAACCAGAGGUGAGACUGAGAGGUGACAGUGAUAAAGAGAAGGUCGACCAGCUCGGAUAGUUGCUCUUUACUUUAUCUGCCAUUGGAAAUGGAUCACGUGUACGGAUCACUGCCAACCCACCAGCAAGACUGUUUCGGCAUUGACGACCUUCUUGACUUCUCCAACAACGAGGACAACCAGUUCCUCUCUUCCUCCUCCAACUCCGACGUUCCUCACCACCACCAUUAUCUUCCACCUCUUCUUCCUCAGACCUCUGCUUCAGCUCAUUUUCUUAACACACCUGAUUUCACCAGCGACCUCUGCGUCCCUAGUGAUGACGUAGCGGAACUGGAAUGGUUAUCGAGAUUCGUGGACGAUUCGUUUUACGAUUUACCCACCGGAGAGAUCCCCGGAGCUCUAACGUACCCUAACGACGCGUCGUUUUCCGGACGAGCUAGAAGCAAGCGAUCGAGAGUUCCGAUCACCGGCGCCAACACUAGCUGGGGAUCUAUAUCUACUCCACCCCCGGAGCUUGAAUCAUCCUCAUCGAUCGCUGCGAAAACCAAAUCGAAGAGAGAAGCUUCGCCGUCGAACGUUAACGCUGCUUCGUCGGCAUCGGGAGGAGCGCGUAGGUGCACGCACUGCGCAUCGGAGAAGACACCACAAUGGAGGACCGGUCCAAUGGGACCUAAAACGCUUUGUAACGCUUGUGGUGUCAGGUACAAGUCGGGUCGACUCGUUCCCGAAUACAGACCCGCAGCGAGCCCGACAUUUGUCCUGACCCAGCACUCAAACUCGCACCGUAAAGUUAUGGAGCUCCGUCGCCAGAAAGAGAUGACACGGCAACCACCGCUGCCGCAACAACAGGCUGAGCAGGAGCAGCACCACCCGCAACAGCGAGGGCAAUUCUACUCUCACCACCAUGGGUUUCAAGUUUGCUGACUAAUGGGACACGUGUCGACCAGUGCAUUACAAGUAGUUUUACUACUACUUCUUCUACUAGUACUACUGUUACUACUACCUUCUUUUGCAUCCAAGGUCUCAUGAGACUGAUUUUCCUAUAUGUUAUAUUAAAUUUUCCCGAGAAAAGAGAAGAAAAUUUGAUUGAA
Molecule: messenger RNA, 1223 nt
Organism: Humulus lupulus (European hop)
Lineage: Eukaryota; Viridiplantae; Streptophyta; Magnoliopsida; Rosales; Cannabaceae
Product: GATA transcription factor 4-like
Exons: 2
Coding region: 223-1056 (277 amino acids)
Biological process (GO): positive regulation of DNA-templated transcription
Cellular component (GO): nucleus
Molecular function (GO): zinc ion binding; sequence-specific DNA binding
Source: RefSeq, a predicted model, not a curated record